Molecule: messenger RNA, 5753 nt
Organism: Melanotaenia boesemani (Boeseman's rainbowfish)
Lineage: Eukaryota; Metazoa; Chordata; Actinopteri; Atheriniformes; Melanotaeniidae
Gene: tbc1d32
Product: TBC1 domain family, member 32
Exons: 35
Coding region: 90-3995 (1301 amino acids)
Biological process (GO): non-motile cilium assembly
Source: RefSeq, a predicted model, not a curated record
AAUUGGUGUUUCCAUAGAGACACAGAUGUCUUUAUCAAGUGCUAUCAAAAUGCUACCCAGGUGAAAAGCGUGCCGAAAAAGCAGCAAAGAUGUCUCAGAUGUCUGCUGAAGAUGAGGUGGAGCUACAGUCCCUCCUCAAACAACUUCUGAGAAGCAUCAGCGACAAGAUCUCUGGUGCUCCAUCAACUGAAUGUGCUGAAGAGAUCCUCCUCCAUCUGGAGGAGACUGACAAGAACUUUCACAAUUAUGAGUUUGUCAAGUACCUCCGUCAAUAUGUGGAGAACUCUCUGGGGACUGUGGUGGAAGAGGAGACAAAGAAAUUAACCGGAGGAGAGGGACAACAUGCGAUUGGCUCAGGGCAUGAUACUUUUAUUCACGCUGUGACCCGAAGGACCAGAGACUCGGCUGAGUAUCAGCAGAUGAUGCAGACCUUGAAAAACACCAUGAUCAUGGUUGUGGAGUCUUUGAUCAACAAAUUUGAAGAGGACCAGUUGAGGAAGGAGGAGAAACACAGAGAGAGGGAACACAGCCAGUACACUGAUAACUGCUCUGACAGCGUCUCCUCCUUUAACCAGAGUUAUGCAUUCAUCAGACAGGAACAGCUGCAGGUUUUGGCUGAAAAACUUGACUCCAGCAAACCUAAAGAGGUGCGUCGUGAGGCUCUUCAGGCUCUCUGCUCUGCACCUCCAUCUGAUGUGCUGAGCUGUGAGAGCUGGAGCACCCUGCGUAGGAACCUCUGCACAGCUCUGGCUGAACCCGACCUCAACGAGGAUGUGCUGCAUUUCUUUGCUAAAAGUUUCUCCUCUUCUCCUCUCAGCGUGACACGAGAAAUCUACACCAGCUUGGCUAAAAGUGUGGAAUCAAGUUUUCUGAGCCACAGGCUGAACUUUCCAAGUGGCUCAGCUGCUGUUGACAUCAACAGACCUGAGAUCGGUCGUCUUCUCAAACAGAUUCGAUUAAUGAAUGACUUUCAGAAGGAGGUGAAUAACUUCUGGAUCCGUCAUCCAGAGAAAUACAUGGAGGAAGUUAUAGAAAGCACAUUCUCCUUGUUGUCACACCAUCAUGAACAUGGCUCAACAGGAUCAGAGAAAACUCUGGAACCAGUCCACCUACUGGCUUUGCUAGAUAUUAAAGCUACCUGGUUUAACAAGUGGAUGCACGGCUACUACAGUCGAACUGUAGUUCUCAGGCUUCUGGAGAAAAAAUACAAGUCUUUGAUUGUAGCGGCUCUUCAGCAGUGUGUCCAUUACAAUGAAUCCUGUGAACACUUCUCAAGUGAGACCACUGAUCCUCAUUCUGGGGAGCAGAGGAGUGCUGGUUCACUUCAGAGGAGUGUUUAUUCCAGAAAGGAGCUUGAAUAUUUGUUCUUUGUCCACUCUGUGUGUGUCCUGGGCAAACUCAUCAUCUACACCAACGGAAGAAAGCUUUUUCCCAUCAAAAUGAGGAAGCAUAAAGAUCCUGUUAGUCUGACAGACCUGGUUGUCAUCCUAAUUAACAUCAUGUAUCAACACCCCAAGCCUCUGCACUCUGAUCCCUCACACUCAGACUCCCUGUCGCCCAGCAGUCUGGUGAUGGAGGUGCUGUGGAUGUUAUGUGAACGGACAGAAUGUGCUACAGAAUGUCUCUACCAGGCUCCUGUAAUAGAGACUCUACUGGCUCCAGUUACAGCACUGCUCAGUGGACAGCAGGUCAAAAUAAAGUCUCCUGCAGCAACACUGACUCUCGUAGCUGAUGUUCUGGCUCGCAUCGCAAACACUGACAGAGGACUGGCUCUUUUCUUAUAUGAGAAGAGUCUUGUUGCAGCCCACAGUGAGAGGACCUUCGCUGCUCAUGUCAUCAUACAGUUCACCUUGAAACUGCUGGAUAAGGGACUGCUACCACUGACUGACUCAGAUUCAUCUCACACGCUAUGUGGGUCUUUCAUCUUUGUCUGUCGGCAGAUGUACAACACAUGCGAGGGUCUGCAGGUCCUCCGACCCUACGGCCUGCACAAAGCCAUAGCUGCCGCAUGGAAAAAGGUGAGCUCUUUAUCAGACAGGGUUCCAACCCCGGUCCCUGGAACCAGCACUGCAUCAUGCACCCAGGAAAUGACAAACAUGCUCGUCUGGGAGGAGACUUUACUGGACAGCCUGCUGAACUUCGCUGCAACUCCGAAAGGCGUCCUGCUGCUCCAACAGACUGGAGCCCUGAAUGAAUGCAUCUCCUACAUGUUCUCUCGCUUCACCAAAAAGCUACAGGUGAGCCGCUGUGAGAAGUUUGGAUAUGGAGUGAUGGUGACACAGGUGGCAGCAACUGCCCCAGGGGUUGUGGCUCUGCACAGCUCAGGAUUUGUCCGGGCUUUAGUCGUAGAGCUGUGGACCACUCUGGAGUGCGGCUGCGAUGAUGUCAGAGUGGUCCGUCCCAGGCCAAUACCGAUGGACCCCAUAGACAGGAGCUGCCUCAAGUCCCUCUUGUCCUUGGUCAACCUCCUCUCCGCCUCCCAAUCGCUGUGGGAGCUUCUUUGGCGACAGCCUUUAGCCAGCAAGAGUGAAUACACCCUGAGGGAAAUCCCAACCUCCAUACCUGAUUUGAUUGACAGGCUGAUUGCUGUGAAUUCAGACGCAAAGAUCCAUUCUCUGUUCCACUAUGAGCAGUCUCACACAUUCGGUCUGAGGCUGCUCAGUGUGCUGUGCUGCAGUCUGGACUCCCUCCUGCUGUUGGAGAGCCAGUAUAACAUCUGCUCCAUGUUGCUGCAGAGUCAGAGAGAGAACGUUGCUGACCCUGACACCAAUGAUGGGCGGAUCAUCAUAGACAGUGUCUCAGUGGAGAGGAAUUAUGUGCUGGUUCGUGUUAGUGUGGUGGGAGGUCCAUCUGAGAGGAGGCUUCCUUCUCGAGCCCUGCAAGAGGGAGAAAAUCCUUACCCCUGGCCAAUGUUUUCAUGCUACCCUCUACCUCACAAAUAUACAUUGGAUCCACCUGAGAUCAAAUAUAACACACAGGAAUGCGAGAUCAGGACAUUUUUGAUUUCAUCAACUAAAGUGAAGACUGAGGAGAGCUGGUUAGAGAUCUGCAGGAGACAAUACUGCAGAGCCAUGAUGUCAAAACCCAACACCGUAACAGGAAAAGUGCUGGCUGACCUUCUGGAGACAGUUGUGGACCAUCUAUCCAACUCUGCUGCAGAGUGCUUCUUCUCUCCGGCUCGUUACAAAGCAGACGAGAAAAAUGUGAAGAACGUUGUGAUAUCGUCGGUAGAACAGCUGGGGAUCGACACCUGUGUCAGGUAUGGCGUCUACCUCAAGUUGCUGAAAGAAGAUGCCACGAAUGACCUGAUGCUGCUGAUGAAGCACAUAAAGAUCUUCUUGUCCUCACAGAGAGUUAAGACAUCAGUGCUCAUCACUCAGCAGGAUGAUUACCCAGGUCACGACUGGCUGGCCUCCACCAUUUUUCUCAUCAUGGCUGGAAACAUGGACCAGUCACUACGUUUGCUGCUCAGCCUCUCUUCUUUGCUCACGUCUGCGUUUAUCUGGCCUGCGAGGAUACAUGCAUCAGUCCAUUUCCCACAGGCAGUAGCUGAAUCAGGCAUCUUUCCUGUUUACUGGUGCACAGCUCACUAUGUGGAGAUGCUGCUGAAAGCUGAAGUCCCUCUGGUCCAUUCUGCCUUCAGGAUGUCUGGUUUCACCCCCUCCCAGAUGUGCGUCCACUGGCUGACUCAGUGUUUCUGGAACUAUCUGGAUUGGACAGAAAUCUGCCACUACAUUUGCACCUGUGUGGUGAUGGGUCCUGACUACCAGAUCUACCUGUGUGUAGCCAUAUUCAAACACCUGCAGCCAGACAUCCUGCAGUGCACACAGUCCCAGGAGCUGCAGGUUUUCCUCAAGGAGGAGCCGAUUCGUGGCUUCAAGUUCAGCAACUACCUGGAGUAUAUGUUGGGAUUGGAGCACAGCUACAGGACCACCGUUCUGACUGACAUGGAGAGUAUCAGAAACCCUGUGGAAAUCGGACCAGGUUUCAUCUAAAGUGGGCCGGACAGCACCCGUGUGAAUGCGCCCUAAGAAUCCUGUUGUCCCACGCCUACCUACAAGCAAGGAUGGGAACUUUCCUAAUAUAAUAACUGAUGGAAAAAUCUUGUAUGGAUGAUAUUGGGACUCUCUGUAAGGGACACAGCUAGUCAGAAAAUGAUGUGACUAGAACUGUUGUUAGAAGACUCUGUGUUACAUUAAUGUGCUUCUGGGAGUGAUUACAUGGACCUUAUUACCCUCCUGCUGGGUUGGGUGAACGUAAAACCUCACUCUAGGGGUCCGGCACAGGGGCUGACAGAUAACAGUGAUGGUGAUGGGGCAUGUAGAGAUGCUCCUAAGCAAAUUGGGCAGUUCAACAUGUCUGUUGACCGGUGUACAACAAGUCUACUGACUAUGAGCUCCUGCAAAUUGCAGUAAAACAGCUGUGUCUUCUCACUGUCUGGGUGUUUUCCUAACAAUAACUUUUUUUUAAAUAUAUGACUAAUGUUUUACUAAUUGUUAUAAAAUAAAAAUAAAAGUUUUAUGUUGGAUUUUUGUGUUAACAUUAUUUUUACUGCUGUUCUUCAGAGUAUUAGACAAACAUUAUAAACAAAGAAUGCACAAAAUCUGGCAGUAUACUUGCAAAUCAAAUCAUAAGUCAGCAUACUGAGACAAGUCUUUGUUAGCCACCCUACACUUGAUUGUAAAGUGCUAUAUAAAUAAAGUGGAGUUGGAGUUGAUUGGUCAGAUUUGAUUCUCGGCUCCCCAGUGUUGCAUCACGGUACAGAAAAAAAAUGUAAAGCAGCUGAAUGAAUGUAAUUUAAUGACUUAACUGUUACAUGCCAGCAGUUAUUUCUCAACACUGGCUACAACACAAAUGUCAGGACAGAACAGAUAGCAUCACACAGCCUCUCCUCUUGUGUAUUUAUGCAGGUUGUUGCAUGAAAAAUUCAUGAGGACUGUUUCAUCAUUGUGAUAAACCCUCAUUACUAACCACAGUCUUAUCUGUUGUCCUUCUACAGAAUUACAAAGACCUGAAUAAUAAACAAAUUCAUCAGAUCCAUCAUUUCACUCACAUGUUGACUGGGCGGGAGGUAGCUAGCUUGGAAGUGGUCAAAAGUUUACCUCAUAAAAGAUGACACUUCUUACAGAGCACGUACAAGUAAAGAUGCUGAAGAUUGGUGGGGAACUUUAAUGCCACAAUCAUUAAUUUAUUGGUCAUUUGGGGACUGUAAUGUACAGCAACCACAGGAUCACAAACCAUGUUUCAUAUUUUAACCUUGUGUGGCUAUGAACACUAGCUCAGGAAGCCAAUAAAAUUAUGUGCAGGAAUAACAGGAACUGCAGAAUAGUGUUAGUUAUGUAUCAUGUAUCAUGGUCUACUGUUAGUGCAGUGAAAGACCUUUAAAGUUCUCCUCUAAUAUAAAGAAGAGCCAGAUCAGUCAACACUUCACUGAAGGAUUUCUGGCUUUCUAGUAGAGCAUCUCUUAUGGUCACCAAAGGAUGAGGUCGUGCAGCCAUCUAUCCCACACAGGAAACUCAGAGAACUAAUACUUACUGCUAUCUGGGUGGGGCUUUACAGUUCAUUUGCAUGAGAAAACCAAUGAAAACGAUAGGGCAUGCAACAAGUCGAGAACAAAAUGAUGCAGUAUCACAAUCGUAGGUGUGCACUAUGGGGGUACCACAAGGCUCAGUUCUGGAACCACUACUGUUCAGUCUUUACAUCAGUGACCUCCCAUUGGUGUGUGAUGUUGAUGUAUGCUGAUGACACCGUCA